Molecule: messenger RNA, 2928 nt
Organism: Brienomyrus brachyistius
Lineage: Eukaryota; Metazoa; Chordata; Actinopteri; Osteoglossiformes; Mormyridae
Product: leucine-rich repeat-containing G-protein coupled receptor 6-like
Exons: 19
Coding region: 91-2784 (897 amino acids)
Biological process (GO): G protein-coupled receptor signaling pathway
Cellular component (GO): membrane
Molecular function (GO): protein-hormone receptor activity; protein binding
Source: RefSeq, a predicted model, not a curated record
AAAUACUCCGGUAGAAAAAAAUAGGUUGCAAGUGACAUUGCAGAUUUCUUUUUGGUCAUUUAUUAAAAUAUUUGAAAGGCACAGACACGCAUGGCGACAAUAGCCCGGUUAGGGCUGUCAUUCCAAGCUAGAGAACAUAGAAGAAUGAGGGACCUGCUCCGAGUCUGUCUGCUGCUCCAGCUCCCAGGUACCAUUCCAACAUGGGCCCCUUCCUCGCUCCCCUGCCUGCCAGUGUGCUGGUGCAGGGAGGAUGGAUCUCUGCUGCAGAUGGACUGCUCUGAGCGCGCUCUGACGCUGGUGCCUCCGGGCCUCAGUCCCUACACCUCCUACCUGGAUCUGAGCAUGAACAACAUCAGCGAGCUCCAGCCAAUGGCUUUCCAAAAUCUUCACUUACUGCUGGAACUGAGGCUAUCAGGCAACUCCUUGAGACAUAUCCCUAGCCUGGCAUUCUCUGGCCUUUACAACCUGAAAGUGCUCAUGCUGCAGAACAACCAGUUAGAGCUUCAACCUUCCAGUACUUUCUGGGAUCUGCCCAGUCUCCUGUCACUGCGUCUGGACGGCAACCAAAUCACAGAGGUCCCGGAGCAGACUUUCUCGCGUCUGCCAUCACUGAAGCAUCUGUGGUUGGACGACAACGCGCUGAUGGCGGUUCCCGUACACGCCCUCACCCACCUGCCUUCCUUGCAGGCCUUGACACUGGCUCUGAACCGCAUUCUUCACAUCCCUGACACUGCCUUCCAUAACCUCUCCAAUCUAGUGGUGCUAUAUCUCCAUGACAACAGAAUCCAGACUCUUGGACCCAACUGCUUCGACGGCUUGCAUGGCUUGGAAAUUUUAGACCUGAAGCGUAACCAGCUACAGGAGAUUCCCACAGCGAUCAGGACGCUGGCCAACCUUCGAGAACUGGGGUUCAACGACAACCAAAUUCAGGUCAUCCCAGACGAGGCGUUUGCUGGGAACCCACUGCUCCGGAUGAUAAAUUUCUAUGAGAAUCCCAUCCGCUAUGUAAGCAGAAUGGCCUUCCAGCAUCUCCCUAACCUUCACACGCUGUCCCUGAGUGGAGUGGCACAGAUAUCGUACUUCCUUGACCUGAAGGGAACAGCCAGUCUAGAAGCUCUGUACAUGACUAGGGCUAAUCUUGCCUACCUGCCCCAGAGCUUCUGCCAACAGCUGACCGGGCUAAAGUUGCUUGAGCUCUCUCAUAACCAAAUACUCGCCCUCCCAAAUUUUUGCCAGUGUCAGCAGCUCCAGGAAAUAAAGCUCCAGCACAACCUCAUCCAAGAAAUUGGAGUGAGGACUUUCCAUCAGCUCAGCUCCCUCCGUUCAUUGGAUUUGAGCUACAACCGUAUCUCAAACAUUCACCAAGGUGCCUUUGCUUCUCUCCAGUCCUUAAGAAAGCUGGACUUAACGAAUAACCUGCUGGCCUCCUUGCCCUCAAUGUCGCUACACAGUCUCAGUCACCUGAAACUUGGCGGAAACCGGGCUCUGACUGAGAUCUUCAGAAAAGAGGAUUUUCCUGAGAUGCGGAUCAUUGAGAUGCCGUAUGCAUACCAGUGUUGCGUCUUUGGGGCCUGUAGCAACCAGGAGACUAACCAAUGGGAACACAAGAUGUCAGGAUCCUUGGAUCAAGACCCACACGGGAAGGCUGUGGCCGUCUUCUCUGUUCUUGAUGACAUGGAACUGAAGAAAUUCCUGCUACAGACCAUGGAUCCUAAAAUACCAACAAGCGUUCAGUGUACACCAGUUCCUGGACCUUUCAAACCAUGCAACUACUUUUUUGACAGCUGGAUUUCCCGCAUAAGCGUCUGGGCAGUUGCUGCGGUCUCACUCGUAUGCAACACCGUACUAGUCUUUGCGGUCUUCAGCUCACCCAGCGACUUCUCCGCAGUCAAGUUCCUUAUCGGCUCCCUCAGUGGGGCCAACGUCCUGGUUGGGCUGUGCACGGCCACCUUGGCUCUGGUGGACGCUGUGACCUUCGGCGAGUUCUCUCAGUACGGUGCUCUUUGGGAAUCCAGUGCUAGCUGCCAAGUCGUAGGCUUCCUGUCAACAUUUGCAACUCAGGCUUCCAUCUUCCUUAUAGGUCUUGCGGUCAUACAGUGCAGCAUUCAUGUGUCCUACAUCCAGGAUUAUGGGAUGGUUGCCAGCUCAGCAUGUGUAAAGGUGCCAAUCUUAUGUUGUGGAGCACUCUCAUUAAUUGCUGCCAGCUUGCCACUUUUUGGCGUAGGACGGUAUGGAUCCUCACCUCUUUGCUUGCUAUCUCCAUUGCCAGAGAACCAGCCCUCGGACAGAGGGUUCACUGUGGGCCUCAUCGCGACGAACACUCUCUGCUUUUUUGUCCUCACUUGUACCUGCAUCAAAUUGUAUUGCAGCUUCAUGAAGGAGGGGUAUAGCCACCUGAGGGAAUCCAUGCUGUUCAAACAUGUAGCUCUGUUAGUCUUUGCCAACAGCCUGCUUUACUGCCCCAUGACCUUUAUAGGCCUCUCCAUCCUGCAAGACUCUCUCCACAUCAACGAGUCCUCCAUCAAGUUUAUCCAACUGGUCCUGCUGCCUCUUCCAGCCAGCCUCAACCCCCUGCUAUACCUCAUCUUCAGCCCACUUUUCAAGGAGGACCUCCAGAUGCCACAGAAGACAUCCCAGUCCGCAAUGCCAGUGACACUGGACUCCUUCUGCUUUGGGGAGUCUACACAAGCCUUGGUUUUACUCCCUGACGUGGAGGGGCUAGUCGAAGUCUGUGAGCAAUCAAAUACACGUUGGGGUCCCUCCACUGUUCCAUGUUAUCAAUGACACACCGGUUCCUUUGUCAAAAUCAAAGGACUUAAACAAAUUAAUGAUCAGAAUGAAACCAUGUUUGUAUAAUGACUCAUAUUCCUUACCUUUUGUAUCUUUGUAUCUGUAUAUUUUUUAAAUAAAAUAAUUACAGUGCUGCAA